Schistosoma mattheei is the source of this 531-nucleotide messenger RNA. Lineage: Eukaryota; Metazoa; Platyhelminthes; Trematoda; Strigeidida; Schistosomatidae. The record is from the annotation of a GenBank genome assembly.
AUGUUUUUAUUAACUGGAUUAUCCAAUAUGAAUAAAACAUCAUUCACAGAACGAUAUGAUAAACUUGGUUUAUUAUCGAAUAGUUAUUCAUUUCAAUGGGAAACUAAUUCAUUUCAUACUAUCAAUAUAAAAUCUAAUAAAGAUAAUAAAUAUAAAUCAUUUCUAUUAUUUUUAUAUAAUACAACAAAAUAUAAAAUUGAAAAAACAUUUAAUACAAUACAAUGUUAUCAUAAAUUAAUAAUACAAAAAUCCAAUUAUUCAUUGGAUAAAGAAAUAAACAAUAAAUCAAUACUUAUUCAAUUGAAUAAAAUCGAUAAUAAUAAUAAUAAUGAGCAAUAUAUAAAAAUCAAUGAAAAAUCAAUAAAUGUUAAUAAUAAUAUAUUGAUUUUUAAUAAUGAUUCACAAUCAAUUGAUUCUAAAUAUUCAUUAAAAAAUGUAGUAAAUUAUAAUAAAAUAUCAAAUAUACAUAAACAAUAUUUAUUUGGUCAAUUAAUGAAUGAUAAUCAAUGGGAUUUAUUUAAUGUUUAUUAA